GCCUGCCCAGCGCUGUGACACCAGACCUGAAAUCACCCUCGACUGGUCAGGACCUAUUUUAUGCGCUUUUUAUGAACUUCUUGCACACGGAUUUGGACCAAGUUUCUAAUUGCUUCAUCAACGUUAUUGAUCCAUUGAUCAACAUUAUUUUACCUGAUAAAAUAAUAUACAUUUUUAAAGAAGAAAAGGAUACUCUAAGAAGAAUGGAGAAGUGGACAACCCCUGAAUACUAUGACUAUGAUUAUGAAGAGCAGGAGAACAGCACCAUGUGUGACUACUCUGAGUGGAAGCCUUCCUACUCAGUCAUCCCAGUCCUCUACAUGCUCAUCUUCAUCCUGGGUCUCUCUGGCAACGGUGUGGUCAUCUUCACUGUGUGGAGGGCUCAGGCCAAGCGCCGGUCAGCAGACAUCUACAUAGGCAACCUGGCCAUGGCUGACCUGACCUUCGUGCUGACUCUGCCACUGUGGGCAGUGUACACUGCAUUGGGAUACCACUGGCCCUUCGGUGUGGCCCUCUGCAAGAUCAGCAGCUACGUGGUGCUGCUCAACAUGUACGCCAGCGUCUUCUGCCUCACCGCCAUGAGCUUUGACCGCUACCUGGCCAUCGUGCACUCUCUGUCCAGCACCCAGCUGCGUACCCGUGGCCACAUGCAGGCCUCCCUGACGGCCAUCUGGCUCCUCUCCGGCCUACUGGCUGCCCCCACACUCAUCUUCCGCACCACCAAGGAUGACGAGAGCAGCGACCUCAUCUCCUGUGGCAUGGACUUCAGCCUGGUGUUGGGUGGGGGUAAUCAAACAAUCAGUCAAUCAAAUGAAUUGAAGCAGAAGGAGUCCAUGUGGAUCGCAGGGCUCAGCAUCUCCUCCUCUGCCCUGGGCUUCCUCCUACCCUUCCUGGCCAUGAUGGUGUGCUACUGCUUCAUCGGCUGCACCGUGACACGCCACUUCAACAGCCUGCGUAAGGAGGACCAGAGGAAGAGGCGUCUGCUGAAGAUCAUCACCACCCUGGUGGUUGUGUUUGCUGCCUGCUGGAUGCCCUUCCACGUACUGAAGAGCGCUGAUGCCCUCUCCUACCUGAACCUGGCUCCAAACACCUGCGCCUUCCUCCGCUUCCUCCUGCUGGCGCACCCUUAUGCUACCUGCCUGGCCUACGUCAACAGCUGCCUCAAUCCCUUCCUGUAUGCCUUCUUCGACCUGCGCUUCCGUUCCCAGUGCCUCUGUCUGCUCAACCUGAAGAAGGCCAUGCACACCAGCCCCGGCAGCUCCAUGUCCUCCCAGAAGACAGAGGCCCAGUCGCUGGCCACUAAGGUGUGACGUUUAUGCCGGGGUCAGGGGGCAUGGAAGAGAGAUGCCAGCCAGAGGGAAUAGGUCUCUAGCUGCCUUUUCCUGUCCUGCCUCCAUCGUCACCUGAACACUACAGGUAAAUGUAAGAUUUCAGAGGUGCAUGAUAUCAUUACCUAUCCAGCAAAAUGAUAUCAUUACCUAUUCAGCCACAUGCAUGUGGACUGCAGACUGAGUGCAAAUGUACGUGUCCUCCAGACUGUGUGACUGAGGAAACUGAUAGUCAGUCUUCUGGCUGUAAUCAUGACCACUGACAUCCUCCAAGCUCACUCUCAGUGAUUAGGAAGUUUGUACAAACCCCUUGAACUGCUUGAUACAGGGGGCCAAGCUCCAUGCCAGGGUGAUGCAAACCAGAACCCAGACAUUUUGGACAGAGUUGAAUGUAUUUCAAAGGGACAAAGCAGCUCAUAUUGUUCUCCUGGUGUUCCGUGUUGACUUAAGACAAGUUCUUAGGUGGGUUGUCCCAUGGCUCUGGCUUUUAACACUGGAGGAGUGUAUUAUACAUGCAUUUGUACCAUGCUGUUCUUGUUUUUUUUAAGCACUUGCUCAUUGGAAGGAGGUGAGACCUCUUCCUCUGCCCCAGUCAUGACGUACGUGUGUGUGUGUGUGUGUGUGUGUGUGUGUGUGUGUGUGUGUGUGUGUGUGUGUGUGUGUGUGUGUGUGUGUGUGUGUGUGUGUGUGUGUGUGUGUGUGUGUGUGUGUGUGUGUGUGUGUGUGUGUGUGUGUGUGUGUGUGUGUGUGUGUGUGGGUCCAGGAAAGGUGUUGCAGCUUGAUUAAAAAAGUUGUAAAGGGAGAUAAGGGCACGGAGGGGGGGGUGGUCCCAGACGGACAGAUGGCAGCUGACAAAUGUUGUCGAGUGAGGAGAGCCAACUAAUAGGUGGCUGCUCUGACAGAUUAAACUCUUUGUGUGUGUGUGUGUGUGUGUGUGUGUGUGUGUGUGUGUGUGUGUGUGUGUGUGUGUGUGUGUGUGUGUGUGUGUGUGUGUGUGUGUGUGUGUGUGUGUGUGUGUGUGUGAAUGUGUGUAUUGAAUCAGGAUUGGGGAAGGCAUGAAUUAACUUGUUUUUAUUUGACAAAGAUGUGAAUACAUGCUGUACAAUGCUUUCAUGUGAUGAUUUGAAAUAAAAAAGUUUUCUGAUGAACUAAAA
Molecule: messenger RNA, 2482 nt
Organism: Oncorhynchus keta (chum salmon)
Lineage: Eukaryota; Metazoa; Chordata; Actinopteri; Salmoniformes; Salmonidae
Product: apelin receptor B-like
Exons: 1
Coding region: 72-1310 (412 amino acids)
Biological process (GO): immune response; G protein-coupled receptor signaling pathway
Cellular component (GO): membrane
Molecular function (GO): G protein-coupled receptor activity
Source: RefSeq, a predicted model, not a curated record